Messenger RNA from Saprolegnia diclina VS20, 189 nucleotides. RefSeq lists its product as hypothetical. Bases 1 to 189 code for a protein of 62 amino acids. NCBI's taxonomy places the organism in Eukaryota, Oomycota, Saprolegniomycetes, Saprolegniales, Saprolegniaceae. The record is from RefSeq and is a predicted model, not a curated record. The transcript has a single exon.
AUGCGGCUCCAGGCGCUGACGCUGACGGGGUAUGUGCGCCGCCCACGACCGCCCACGAUCGUGCGCCAGUGGUAUCUGGUUAUGCUGCAGUGGGUGCUCACGCUUGCGAUUGGCGCCAACGCGUAUCUGGUCGUGUACACGAGCCACAUUCUGGACACGCGACCAGAAGAGGAAGGAGGCUUUGUCUAG